Molecule: messenger RNA, 201 nt
Organism: Dibothriocephalus latus
Lineage: Eukaryota; Metazoa; Platyhelminthes; Cestoda; Diphyllobothriidea; Diphyllobothriidae
Source: the annotation of a GenBank genome assembly
GUGAACGUUCUUCAGCAGAUGGCCAACGUGCACUCGCAUCCCAUACUGAAGGACGGCAUUGCCCUGGGCAAUAUUCGCGUGAUGGGCAUGUGGUACAACAUCUCCACCGCGGACGUCUACCUCUUCAGUUGGCUGCGCCGUAAGUUUGUCCUGCUGGACGAGUCCUCAUCACACCGUCUGUUGGAGGAGUACGCUUCCUAG